GAGUGGCGGCGGCGGCGGCAGCAGCCUGCAACGAGGACAUGGAACGCGUCCGAGAGAGGGAAGCCAACGUGGGAGACGGAGCCAUUCCAUGAGCCGGUGGAGCGUGAACAUCAGGCGCGUGGCGAGCGUCAUUAACAUAAUAUAUGCUCGCGUGAACGUAUGGACACCCUUCACAGAAGCACACUAGCCACAUUAACAUAAUACAUGCUAUCAUUAACAUAAUAGAUGCCCUCAUUAACAUACUACAUGGAAUAAUUGGCAGCACAUGGUGCCGUUACCCGCGGUGACAGCCAAUGGCAGCGCGGAGCGGGCGACGCCGUCACUUCCAGGCAGAGGGUUUGUAGGAAGCGCUGUGCGAGUGCGUGCGGUCCACACACCGCACGGGCCCUCUGAGUUAUCUUCAGUCGGUUAACACAUCACACACACACACAUACACUUCGUGUGUGGAUAUGUAUAGUUUAUAGUGUGUCCGGCUAUCGACCGCUGCUUGGCACUCGCGCUAACGGUCUGCUGAAGAAGGCUCCACGCCGAGUCGACGGGGACCGCUUGUUGUGACAGUCGGAGGGGGCGAGGGGGUUACCGCCACUCAGCGGUCAGCAGCGUCGGUCAUCAGGGUCGCGAGUGUCCCUCUCAGUGGGGAGGUCACUCCACCGGGGGAGGUCGGUGACCUGCGGGUGACCGGUGGAUGCUCCGAAGGUCGGACGGACACACGUGAGUGUACAGGUAACCCGGGAGAGAUCGGCAGCUCGCAAGGCUCGUCGUGUCCACGUGGGCAGGAUCAACUCGCGGUCCCCUUUGUGUCUUCCUCAGCAUGGCUGCCGGCACAGAGGAGGGGACAUUGACAACGCCCGUGUCGCCCGAGCACGACCCAGACAACGAACAUUUCUCCUUCCAGAACGACUACCCUCCAAACCCGCAGCAACGCGGCACCGUGCUGGCAUUCCUGUCGGGUGAAGAGCGCGACUUGUACAGCGAGCACAACGUCAGAUUCUGGAUGAACUCGGGAACUGCUCCCCACGACAGCCGGCCUUUCGGGAAUAUUAUGAAACACCUGAAGGAAUUGUUUCCUGGCGCCAGCCAUAGCACGUCCAUCAUGAAGUUCCUCGCACACGUGGUCCGCAUCGAAUACCACACGGAGAGCAUCGUUCGUCUGUCGAGCUUCUGCGACCUGGUGCGCUGGUUCGGGCCCUUCAGGGAAAUCGUCUACAAUCAGAAGAAGACGUGCGUCUGCCUGUGCAACCUGGAGUUGCUCAUGACGGAGUCACAGGUGCUCGUGUCGAAGCAGAAAAUGAGCUGGUUCGCGGGUCACAUGAGCAGCGCAGCGGCGGAGGAGAAACUGCGGGGGCAACCGAGCGGCACCUACCUGGUGCGCUUCUCCGAGUCGGAGCGCGAAACGGGCAGCUUCGCGCUGUCCAUCAAUGUCGCUGACGGUGGUGGCACGGAGCACGUGACCAUCCAGGGCGACCCCAAGAUGGUGAACUCUGAGGUGGCGGCGAAGAGAGACGAUCCCAACCUGUGGCUGCAGUACUGCGCGGACAGCGACGGGCGCACGUACCCCAGCCUGCCCGUGCUGAUGAACAAGCGGCUCAUGGAAGACUCCUUCCACGAUGACCACGAGGACACCGCCUGCGAGACGGCGUGCCCCGACCUGCCGCUCAACGCCAUAUUCAAGGCCUACAAGAACAAGACCUGAGGCCUGCAUCACGUGGGGCCGUCUGCGUGCUUCGGGAGCAUUUUUGCCACGCGUAUCGGUUGUAAAACGAUCACUUUUUUGUACCCGUCAUCUCCGUCGUCGUCAGCCGUCGUCCGCACACUGCAUGAAGGUCUCCCCAAGCCGUCGCCAUCUCUCACCGUCUCAGCCCGCACGGAGCCGGCAGCGUCACUCCAUCUCUGCGGCGGUGUCCU
Lethenteron reissneri (Far Eastern brook lamprey) is the source of this 1905-nucleotide messenger RNA. RefSeq names its product dual specificity protein kinase shkA-like. NCBI's taxonomy places the organism in Eukaryota, Metazoa, Chordata, Hyperoartia, Petromyzontiformes, Petromyzontidae. The record is from RefSeq and is a predicted model, not a curated record.